Messenger RNA from Colletotrichum lupini, 891 nucleotides. RefSeq lists its product as uncharacterized. Bases 1 to 891 code for a protein of 296 amino acids. The transcript is spliced from 4 exons. Lineage: Eukaryota; Fungi; Ascomycota; Sordariomycetes; Glomerellales; Glomerellaceae. The record is from RefSeq and is a predicted model, not a curated record.
AUGCAGUUAACCUACGCCAUCCUCCUGCUCGGCAUUGGUCAACAUGCUCUUGGUCAUCACCUUGAAGCCAGGAAGGAGAACUCAUGCUCGGGCAUCAAAAUACCUGAGGACUGCAAGCCAUCCUCGGGAGAAGCAUGGACAUGGUUCACAAUGAGUCAGUGCGUUCUCAAAACAUUCACGAUUGACAAACUCAUCGACUGCAUUGGAGACAAUGAUGCGAAUAUAUGCGAGAGGCUCCCUGAAUACCGAACCGACGACGAAGUCCUAUUCGACGGACUAGAUGGGAAGAAUGACGGGAAGUUUUGUAUCAAACCCCGUGGAAUACUUUGGCUAGCAGCAAGGGCGGCAAGGGAAGCCGGAGCGCCCUGUAACCUCGAUCGUAUCUUCUACUGCUGCCCCGAUGGGAACGUUGCUGGCUUCAGGUCUUGCCUCUGCUCCCAUUCUGUCACCGACGAGAAGUUGACGUGCAUGUCCGACGCCCUCGGAUUGUUGAGAAGCAAAGUCUUCAAUGGAAAGUGCGAAGAGGGGAUUCGCGACAGAGAUGUCAAUGUCAAGAAGCGGAUUCCACACCCAAUGCCCGCGAAAGGCACGAAGAUUCUCCCUUGGAAGGACAAUUUGAUUGUCAAACUAGGUGAACAAUACAGUUGCUCAACCUUUGAUAGAGGCAACUAUGCGGAGUUUGGAUUUUUGUUCUACGCGCUGGACAGAAGUUGGGUUCCUGCUUUCAAUAAAUUUUGGAAUACCUGGUCGCUUGUCGGUGUCAAGCGUAGCAAUAUCUGGUUUGCUGGCUCGGGCAAAGGGCAUGAGGAGUGUUGUGCGUCAGCCUAUGGCUGGGCUAGAGCGCAAGACGCGUUUGGAGACAAUAGCGACAGACCAAUGUUGGAAGGUUAG